Molecule: messenger RNA, 1731 nt
Organism: Ostreococcus lucimarinus CCE9901
Lineage: Eukaryota; Viridiplantae; Chlorophyta; Mamiellophyceae; Mamiellales; Bathycoccaceae
Product: MFS family transporter: sugar
Exons: 1
Coding region: 1-1731 (576 amino acids)
Biological process (GO): transmembrane transport
Cellular component (GO): membrane
Molecular function (GO): transmembrane transporter activity
Source: RefSeq, a predicted model, not a curated record
AUGUCCGCCGCCGCGCCCGACGUCGACGUCGACGCCGACGUCGACGACGACGACGGCGGCGACAUCCCGCGUCCACCGCGCGCGCCCGACGGCGCGGCGUCCACCGCGCGCGACGACGCGCGCGAUGACGACGCCGACGACCAAAGACUCGGCCUGCUCGACGCCGCGACGCCGCGCGGCGAAUUCGUCGUCGUCGCCCUCGACGCGCCGAACGACGACGGCGACGGCGACGGCGACGAUGCGCGUCGACGAACGUACACCGCGAACGAGGCGCUCGAUCACGUGGGAUUCGGGAAGUUUCAAAUCCACGCGCUGUGCUUCGUCGGUUUCGCGUGGGCGGCGGACGCGAUGGAGAUGAUGCUGCUCAGUUUCAUCGGACCCGCGAUGCGAUGCGAAUUCGGGGUGUCGAGCGACGCGGAAGGCGCGCUGACGAGCGUGGUGUUCGUGGGAAUGGCUCUCGGGGCGCCGGCGUGGGGAGUGGUGAGCGACGCGCGCGGUCGGAAGCCGGCGCUGCUGUUCAGCUCGACGACGACGCUCGCGGCGGGGAUCGGAAGCGCGCUGGGCGGGAGCUUCGGGAGCGUGUUGUUCUUUAGAUGCCUCGUGGGCGUUGGUUUGGGUGGGGUACCCGUGGCGUACGGGUUGUUCAUGGAGUUUUUACCGAGGGAAAAUCGCGGCGCGCGCUUGUCGUACAUUGAGGCGUUUUGGACGCUGGGAUCGAUGUUGGAGUCCGCGCUGGCGUGGAUCGUGCUUCCGCGGCAUUCGUGGCGAGUUUUACUGUUGAUUUCAGCGGCGCCGUUGCUUGGAUUGAUCGCAUGCAUCUUUAUCGUCCCGGAGAGCGUCUUGUACUCGGUAAACGCCGGUCGAAUGGAGGAGGCGAAGGAGACGUUGCGUCGCGUCGCGGCGACGAAUGGUAAAUCUCUACCGCAGGGCGAGCUCGUGGGGCCGAACGAUCGCGCGUCAUCGAGUGGCGAGUUCGAAGAUCGUACUUCGUAUGGCAUGGGCGCGUCGGGAGCGUCGUCUUCUACGAUGAUGCAAAGGUUCGUUCCGAGCGGCGUUCGCGCGUUGCUGUCCAAGAAGCACGCGAAGACGUCUCUCUUGGUUUGGGUGAUUUUCUUCGGUGUGGCGUUUUUGUACUACGGCAUUGUCCUUCUCACAACGUCACUCAACGUGCGCGACGACGAGUCCAAGCGUGGGGGAGAGUUGGCGUGUCUAGCGCACGGUGCGCCACAUUUGAGCGACGGCGAGUACGCCGACAUCUUUCUCAGCUCGUUCGGCGAAAUUCCAGGCUUGAUCGUCGCGAUUAUGAUCGUCGACAAGAUCGGUCGCAGGCGCUCGAUGGCGUUCACCGUGAUUGCCACCGCUGUGUUCUUGCUCCCCGUGGCUUCAUCGAGCAUAAGUAAGGCGGUUCGUGACAUCAUGCUCUUCGGUGGAAGAAGCGCCGCGUUCGCGGCGUUCACCGUCUUGUACAUAUUCGCCGGCGAAGUCUAUCCGACGUCGAUCCGUUCGACCGGUGUCGGCCUCGGAAACGGGUUCGCGCGCAUCGGUGGAAUAACAUGCCCGAUAUUCGCUGUGACUUUGAUUGAGUCCGGACAUCUGACGCUCUCCGUCGUCGUCUUCAUCGCCGUCGCCGCCGUCGCGUGCGCCGCCGCGCUCUCGCUCGCCGUCGAAACCGCCGGUCGCGAGCUCGACGCCGACGACGAGCCGGGCGUCGAGCUCGCCCCAGUGGCCUAA